AUGGACACUGACAAGUCGACUAUCAAUCCUCAGAGCGAGAUCCCGGAGAAGCUCGUCUUACCUUUAGACCCCGCGCUCUUCAGUCCGUCGCCCGAAGCCUUGCAAUUCCUCAAGAGUAGCGUCGCGGUAGAUGAAGAAGAGAUACGUCGUAGAGUUCAACAGGUUCAAGAAGAGGCUUACGCAAAGUAUCCUUAUCCAUGCCUUCGAGGCUUUCAUCAUGUCGCGCUCUUCAUGAGCUCCAACAACGUCUAUCUGCGCGUCCUCGAGCUCGGGAAGACCGAUCCCAGCGCUAUCAUGUUAGACAUCGGUUGCUGCAUGGGCACGGAUGUUCGCAAAGCCGCCUUUGACGGCUAUCCGGCUUCACAGAUAGUCGGAUGUGAUCUGCUUCCCGACUUCCUCGCUCUUGGCCACAAGUUGUACGGCGACGCGGACACCUGCCCGAUCCGUUUCAUUCAAGGCGACGUCUUCGCGCUCGAACCACCCUCUCCACUCCAACCCGCCAUCCCCGCCGCGUCGCUCAAAUCACAGAUCCACUCGUUGACAGACCUCUUGGGCCGCGCGGCGGUUGUAUAUACCGGUGCACUCUUUCACUUGUUCGACGAGUCGACGCAGUACGCGAUGGCUCUUCGCCUCACUUCGUUGCUGAGGCAGGACAAGCCGGCCAUCAUCUUUGGUCGACACCAAGGACUCCCGGAGGCCGGACUCAUUGACGAUCAUUAUGCGCGGGUACGGUACGGACAUUCACCCAAGUCCUGGCCAGAACUAUGGAAGGCAGUCUUUACUGCCGCGUAUGGGGAAACGUUUGCGCAGGAUAGAGUCUCAGUCACAGCUGAGCUCAGGCCGAGCAAGGGGCCAGCCGUUACUGCCGCUGGCAGAACGGAUUUCUACAUGCUUUACUGGAGCGUCGAGAUUUCGCCGUGA
Messenger RNA from Peniophora sp. CBMAI 1063, 921 nucleotides. The record is from the annotation of a GenBank genome assembly. Lineage: Eukaryota; Fungi; Basidiomycota; Agaricomycetes; Russulales; Peniophoraceae.